This is a messenger RNA of Sordaria macrospora k-hell, 684 nucleotides long. The record is from RefSeq and is a predicted model, not a curated record. Lineage: Eukaryota; Fungi; Ascomycota; Sordariomycetes; Sordariales; Sordariaceae.
AUGUCUUCCCUCUCUCGUCGCGCGUGCUACAAGUGUGGUGAGCUCGGCCACCACGCUGAGGCCUGCUCUUCCCCCCACAGACUCUGCUACAACUGCAAGCAGCCCAACCACGAGUCCAGCGAAUGCCCUCUUCCUCGCAGCACCGAGGCCAAGCAGUGCUAUCACUGCCAGGGUCUCGGCCACGUCCAGGCUGACUGCCCUACUCUCCGCAUCAGCGGUGCCGGUUCUACUAGCCGCUGCUAUAACUGCGGCCAGCCCGGCCACUACAUGCGCGCCUGCCCCAACCCCCCCACUGGCGGUAUGCCCCAGCGUGGCGUCCCCGUUGGCCGUGGCGGUUUCGGCGGUUUCGGCCGUGGUGGCUUCGUUGGCGGUGCUCGUCCCGCUACCUGCUACAAGUGCGGCGGACCCAACCAUUUCGCACGCGACUGCCAGGCUCAGGCCAUGAAGUGCUACGCUUGCGGCAAGCUCGGCCACAUCUCCCGCGAUUGCACGGCUCCUAACGGCGGCCCUCUCAACACUGCCGGCAAGACCUGCUACCAGUGCAGCGAGACCGGCCACAUCUCGCGCGACUGCCCCAACAAGCCCCACACCAACGGCGAGAUCAAGCAGGAUGACCUGAACGUUAACCACGCUGGCCCGGGUCUCGCUGCUGCCCCCGUUCCCCCCGUUGCCCCUGUUGCUUAG